Dacryopinax primogenitus is the source of this 2073-nucleotide messenger RNA. RefSeq names its product glycoside hydrolase. Bases 332 to 1780 code for a protein of 482 amino acids. Gene Ontology annotation, biological process: substituted mannan metabolic process. Gene Ontology annotation, molecular function: mannan endo-1,4-beta-mannosidase activity. The record is from RefSeq and is a predicted model, not a curated record. The transcript has 3 exons. NCBI's taxonomy places the organism in Eukaryota, Fungi, Basidiomycota, Dacrymycetes, Dacrymycetales, Dacrymycetaceae.
CUCCCUAUCCCAUCCCUUCACCUUGGUGUAAUCCUUCUCACUCUUUUACCGUCUCUCAUUUAACAACAAUUCAAAUCUUUGGACAACAACCAGCAAGGGAAGAAAACGAUUCAUUCUUUCUGAAUUGCUCAACUGCUGCUUAUCAACGACGAUCAUCAGCGUUUGACCGGUGCUCCGCCGCCCGCUCGAAUCGGGUUCAUCAUUGGUGGUCUCACAACCGUGACAAGCCCUUGGCCAGCUCACUUACUUUCUUCUCUCACCUUCCGCGCCUCUCCCGCCCACAUCGCACGAAAGGUCACUCGCACCCCUCCCUCCCCUCCCACAGACGACCAUGACCAUCCUUCCCCUCGCCCUCCUCUUCCUUCUCCCCCUUGCCUUCGCACAGCGAACAACCUCCAACCCCCUCGCAGCCACUUCCACCUCUCCCGCAGGAGCAGCCGCUUCAGCAACAGCACUCAACGAACCCCCCGACGGUCAACUGUAUUUCGGUCUCUGGCUUGACACUUCCGUCACUUCAGGCGACAGCCCGCUCGCUGCCAACGCCCGUGUAGGCAGGAAUAUAUCCUGGUUCCAAUUCUCACAGAACAUCCCUGUCGAUCAAUAUAACGAUGUUACCGGUGUUGGAGGGAUCAUCAAUGCGACAAAGGUGACAGAGACAGACACGGACGCGGGGAUUUACGUCACCGUCUAUCCGCUGAAUGGGCUUGCAGCCGUAACGGUCCAGGAUAUGGCUGCUCUCGGUAUUCAACUCCAAUCUUACAUUGCAGCAGGGCAUGCCGUCUGCCUUCGUUUCGCACCCGAGAUGAACGGCAACUGGUUCCCCUACGCGACCCAACCGACAUUGUUCAAGUCCACUUGGAUAACGCUCUACAACACCGUCAAGCAGUCCUGCCCGUCCUGUGCAUUUGUUUGGUCACCGAACGCCGCUGUCGGCUAUCCCUACGGCAUCACACUUGACUCGGUCGCCUCUGCUGCCGACCAGGCUGCGUUAGACACGAACAAUGAUGGCCAACUGGACAACACCGACGACGCGUACGCGGCAUACUAUCCUGGUGACGCGUACGUAGACUGGAACGGCGUGUCAUACUACUACAAGGGUAACUACCCCAAUGACUACAACGUCAUUCAGCCCCAGGGCUUCUUCGAGGGCUCAAUGAAUGGUGUGUUACCCGAGGUGGACGAAAUCGGACAGCAAAGGACACAGUAUACGCCGUUUUACAAUGCCUACUGUAUGAAACACCCGUGCAUGCUUUCAGAAUCUGGCGCAUCCUGGAAAGUUAACCAAACCGGCAUUCCUGAUUGGCUCACCGUUUCCCCGACACAAGAACAAGUCGAAGGUGCCUGGUGGCGAGACGGUAUCACGAAUAUUACGUUCUUGUCCACCUACCCCCGGCUGAAGAUGAUCAUGAACUUCGAGUGGGAGAAGGUCGAAACAGACGGAGGCAUCCCCACCCUGCGUGACUUUAGGCUGACGAACGCUACCGAUGUCCUUGCCGCUUUCGUCGCCGACCUCGAAGGUGUCGCACAACGCUACCUCUGGGCGAGCUACGUCGCUCCUCCACCAUCAGGCUCUGGUGGAGGGGGAGGCUCGAACCCUCUUCCCCAAGUACCCAUGCCACAGGCCAGCGUCACCCGCGCGACACCGUACCGGGCGACAACGCCCACCGUUCUGAGCCUAUUUUACAGUGCUGCCCAGGGAUGGGAGGAGAUGCGCCCAUACGUGUUCACCGUUGCUGCCGUAACAGCUGGGCUGGCAGCGGGUGUAGGGCUCGUUCUAUAAUGUUUGCGGACUGCUUGCUUUCGAGUUCUUCGAUUUGUUGUCAUUUUCAACUCUUGCACGUGCAUCGUUUCCCUUUCCGCAUUGCACUAUUCCCAUUUUUAUCCUUCGCGUGGUCACAAGACGAACUCUAAGUAUAUCCCUUCUACCGUUCAGUACAGUACACUAGUACUUCCUUGCCUUUUCCUCUGCUCUGUCUUGGACUGCUUGCCGCGAUCUGCCGGCUUGAGGUGGCUUGUGUAAACGCUGUGAAGAUUAGGCAUGUGAUACAGGUAUACCAAUGAGAGACUGUUGAU